This is a messenger RNA of Cinclus cinclus, 1745 nucleotides long. RefSeq names its product polymeric immunoglobulin receptor-like. The record is from RefSeq and is a predicted model, not a curated record. Gene Ontology annotation, cellular component: cell surface. Bases 1 to 1554 code for a protein of 517 amino acids. Lineage: Eukaryota; Metazoa; Chordata; Aves; Passeriformes; Cinclidae. The transcript has 9 exons. Gene Ontology annotation, molecular function: signaling receptor activity.
AUGGCCAUGGAGCUGAGAGCCCUGAUCCUGCUGCCCCUCUGCUUCCCAGGUCUCCAAGGCCAAACCCCCGAAGCCCAGAGACGACGGGAAGGGGACACUCUGCACAUCCAGUGUUCUUAUGCAGCGUGGACUACUGACCAGAACACAAAAUAUUGGUGCCUCUGGAAAGAUGGAAAAUGUCAAGAACUAGUGCACACACACUAUGAAUACACGCAAACAUCCAAAGAUGGGAGAACUCAAAUAAAGGAUGACACCACUAAUAAGACUGUGUCCAUCACCAUGACUAACCUCAAGGCAGAUGACUCAGGCAGAUAUUUCUGUGCUUACCAUAUGUACUACAAUAAAUACGUACCGAUAAGGAUGAUCUCCCUGAAUGUUUUCAAGGAGCUGCUCAUGUGGGAGUUGGACACCCUGUCAGUGCAGUGCCCGAACAGGUAUGGCAUGGUCUGGUGCCAGAGAAGGCAGACUGGCUGCACAGUCCUGGUGGAGAGACCAACAUCUUCAAGAAGAACUGAAAUUAAACCCCUGCAAGACAGAGCAUCAAUUGAGUAUAAUGCUCAAGGGACUCUCACUGUCACCAUGAAGAAGCUGCAGACCAGGGACUCUGGUGUGUACUGGUGUGCACUGGACUCUGGGCUCACCCGGACAUCGGAGGUCAUGCUGUCUGUGUUCAAGAGGACGCAGCGGAGCACUGCCAAGGAGUCAGGACACAUCUCUGUCCAGUGUCACUACAAGAUCGCAGACUACAGGGCUGUCACCAAAGCCUGGUGCAAAAUGGAGGGGGAAAUGUGUAACGUGCUGGUCACCAGCAGCUCGGAGCCCCCAGCAGAAAACGGCACGGCUCGGGAAGGUGUCAGGAUGCAGGAUGACAGCCAGCAGGGCAUUGUCACCGUCACCAUGGAGCAGCUGCAGCUGCAGGACUCGGGCGUGUACUGGUGCGCGCUCCUGGAGCUCUCCGGUCUGUCCCGCGUGGAGGAGGUCACGCUCAGCGUUUCCAGGGACAAUGUUUUAAUGGUAGGGGAAGGCAUGGAAGAGGCCCCUGGUCAUGGCAGAGCAGCACCAGGCUACAGCCUGGCUCUUGCAGAGCUAGGAGCAAGCAGUGCAGAUGAUGAGAGGGGACUGCUGUCUCCAGGAGGUUUUCCAGACAAUGAAAAGGAAAGUCAAGAUACUGUUUUGAGUGAACUCAGCUCCAGUGAGAACACCUUCAUCAUCCUGUCCGUGGUGCUGCUCAUCCUGCUCCUCCUGUCCCUCGUCACCUCCACAGCCCUGGGUGUCAGGUACUACAAGCUGCUGGUGAGAACAGGUAACAGAGAAGCAGAGGACAUGAGAGACAGACCAGAGGACACAGCACAGCCUGGCAGCACUGGGAGGAGGGAAAGUUCUCAGGAUGACAGCAAAGGGUCAGGAUACAUCAACCUGGAUGUGCAAUCCCACCCCAUCCUCGAGGAUCCUCUUUACUGCAACGUGGAACCGAGUCAGGCUCACAGGAACCCCCAGUGCGUGGAAUACGCCGUCAUCGCCUUCAACCAGUCCCCAGGGAGCGGCAGGGAAUGAAGCACAGCAUCCCAAACAAGCCAGAAAUGGGGAAAGGAACAGGAAUAGAGUGGGAAUGGGGAGUAGGAGGUGUGUGGAUGGAUGAGCUGAGUUUUGCUGCCGUGUGUGUGGUGUUGCCUGAGCAUUGUUAGCUCUCCCUCCUGUCUCGGGGCCAAGCAGAGGUUUUGCUACACUCAUGGCAGAUUGCCUGG